AUGUCCCAUUACGCUGGGUACAUGGAAGAUGAAUACGAAAUGGAAGAUGUAGAUGAUGAUAUGGAUGACGAGUUUCGUGGUAGAGAAAUGGGCGGCUCAGAUUCUGAUGUUGAUGAAUAUGACUACUUGAAUAGCAAAGCAGCUGAUACAACUGCUGCUCAAGCAAGAAAAGGAAAAGACAUCCAAGGUAUUCCUUGGGAUAGACUUAGCAUUACUAGAGAAAAAUACCGCCAAACUAGGUUAGAACAAUACAAGAAUUAUGAAAACAUUCCUAAUUCUGGAGAAGGGUCAGGGAAGGAUGGCAAAGAUACAAAGAAAGGAUCUUUAUAUUAUGAGUUCAGAAGAAAUGCUAGAUCAGUGAAAUCAACCAUUCUUCAUUUCCAGUUGCGUAACUUGGUCUGGGCUACUUCCAAGCAUGAUGUGUACCUUAUGUCACAUUUUUCUGUCAUUCAUUGGUCUUCAUUAAGUUGCACAAAGUCUGAGGUUCUCAAUGUUUCAGGGCAUGUGGCACCAUCAGAGAAACAUCCUGGAAGUCUCUUGGAGGGAUUUUCGCAGACUCAAGUUAGUACUCUUGCGGUAAAAGAUAAGUUGCUAGUUGCUGGAGGAUUCCAGGGGGAACUUAUUUGCAAGCAUCUGGAUCGGCCUGGAGUUAGCUUUUGUUCAAGGACAACUUAUGAUGAUAAUGCCAUCACAAAUGCUGUUGAGAUUUAUGACAGUCCCAGUGGGGCAGUUCACUUUACAGCCUCAAAUAAUGAUUGUGGAGUGAGAGACUUUGACAUGGAGAAAUUUCAGCUUACUAAGCAUUUCCGUUUUCCUUGGCCAGUGAAUCAUACUUCUCUGAGUCCCGAUGGUAAACUUCUUGUAAUCGUUGGAGACAAUCCGGAUGGAAUGUUGGUAAACUCUCAAACUGGAAAGACAGUAAUGCCUUUAUCUGGGCACUUGGAUUUCUCGUUUGCGUCAGCGUGGCAUCCUGAUGGUAUCACCUUUGCUACUGGGAACCAAGACAAAACCUGUCGGAUUUGGGAUGUUCGAAACCUAUCCAAGUCAGUUGCUGUUUUGAAGGGCAACCUUGGUGCUAUUCGGUCAAUCCGUUUUACUUCUGAUGGCCGGUAUAUGAUGAUGGCAGAGCCAGCAGAUUUUGUUCAUGUCUAUGAUGUGAAAAGUGGGUACGAGAAGGAACAGGAAAUUGAUUUCUUUGGCGAGAUAUCUGGCAUAUCAUUCAGCCCAGACACAGAGUCACUUUUUAUCGGAGUAUGGGAUCGUACGUAUGGUAGUCUUCUAGAGUAUGGCCGAUACCGGCAUUACUCUUACCUCGAUUCUCUUGUUUGA
This is a messenger RNA of Prunus armeniaca (apricot), 1329 nucleotides long. Lineage: Eukaryota; Viridiplantae; Streptophyta; Magnoliopsida; Rosales; Rosaceae. The record is from the annotation of a GenBank genome assembly.